UUGCCGGAACCAUCUCCUAUGGCGAGGAUAUGAACGAUGAAGGAGAUUUUAGCGAACACGUACCGGACGACCUGAAAUGUGAUGCCUGUAAACUGCUGGCCAAGAAGCUUACCGAGAAGUUUGACUACAUACACAAGAGGAGACCAUCUGUAAGACGACUAAAAGAGUCGGAUAUACUCACUGUCACAGAGGCCGUUUGCAAUGGACCCUUUGAUGAUUACGGGGUUAAAGAGGUGAAUAAGGUGAUGCGGCUGUCAGGACCGGGGUUAGAGACGAACGGCCUCCCGGGGGUGACGCAGAGUGGUGGGAAAUGGCCACACAGAUUGUUAAAGAUGUGCAACGGGUAUCUUGGAGAACUUGAUGAGAUAGAAAUUUACGAGAAGUACAAGAAAUAUGGCACACUCGAGACGUACAUGUGUUAUGGGUCAGGAGUAAGAGGAGAAUGUAGUAGAACGAAAAAUUUCACCAAAGGGCGUCAUGAGCUGUAGAUAGUGGCCUCAGAGUCAGUAUCAAUAAGGAACCUUUCUUCUCAUAGAAGUUGGGAUCAAAGCUGACAGAUCUGUAUUCAUUUGCUUGAUGCAUCUACUUCAAGUGGCUCUUCCUGUCGCUAAAGUUCUACAAUGGUUGUACAUUAUAUUUUCACAUAAUAUGCCAAGAGUCUCGAUGCCCUAAUGGCUUCCGCCGGCGGUCCAGUGUAGAGACCGUAGAUUCGAAUUCAAGUCUCCCUGGUUUGGUUGAGGUUUCAAGUCAUAAGGCUUGUCAGGUGCCUGGUAAGGUGUGAUUUCCGAUUUCCUUACCACAUAUUAUAACAGGAAUGAGUCAUAAAAAUGACAAGUAAAGGUGUCUCACCUGUGUGAUCAGGUGGGCGAAUGCAGCAUUUUUGAUGAGACCAUCAGGCCCUUGACCAAUGAGGUUUUGUGUUCCACAUCAUCUCAAAUCUUUAGUUGUUUGCUUUGGACCGCUGGUGUGUAAGUUGUAAUGCAUUGGAUAUGUAUAAAUUAAUGGAAAUGCAUGCAGGUCAAUAUGAGCAAUGCCUUAUACAGGAUGUGAAGGAUUUUGCAUUUAACUGAACACUAAAAUAUGUACCACUGUGCAGGCCAAUUAUUCAUAUCUGCGUGUUCAAAGGUUUUAAAGGUUUUAGAAUAUAAUGUAAUUAUUACUAUACACAUUGUUUUUAUGUCUUAGAAUCAUACACUUUACCAUCAGGUGUAACUUUUCCAUUGCAAAUAAGAAAACGUGAGCGGAAGUGUCACAUGCCGACUAAUGUACUCUUCUUUAUAGUUAACUAUGAAUAUAUCAUUUCGCUAGCUUUUCAAUUUGUGUUGCAACGAUUAUCUUAUGUGGAGUUUGUGCAAUUUUGUUGUGCAAAAAAUAAAACUUGUGUACAUCACUCCCUUCUGCUUAGCUGUCUCAUUAACUUCACCACGUGUUCGCGUAUAUUUUGGCGAAUAUGAACUUGAAUAUUGUUUGUAACCCUUUGGCAACUUUACGCUGAUAUCUUCAUGUUAGAAUAGGGAACAUGAUUACCACCAAAACCACCAACAUUCGUCAUCAGAGUAAGUAAUAAAUACUGAGCGCUAUGUGAAAAUAUGUUUUAGGACAUCAGCAGGGCAGACAGAACAACCAGAGAAUGAAACAAAAAGUACU
Messenger RNA from Liolophura sinensis, 1647 nucleotides. RefSeq names its product marginal zone B- and B1-cell-specific protein-like. The coding region runs from base 30 to 488 and encodes 152 amino acids. The record is from RefSeq and is a predicted model, not a curated record. NCBI's taxonomy places the organism in Eukaryota, Metazoa, Mollusca, Polyplacophora, Chitonida, Chitonidae. The transcript is spliced from 4 exons. Gene Ontology annotation, cellular component: endoplasmic reticulum chaperone complex; extracellular region. Gene Ontology annotation, biological process: regulation of B cell proliferation.